This is a messenger RNA of Lagopus muta (rock ptarmigan), 3178 nucleotides long. It is a transcript of the gene SLCO5A1, whose product is annotated as solute carrier organic anion transporter family member 5A1. Gene Ontology annotation, molecular function: protein binding. Gene Ontology annotation, cellular component: membrane. Bases 107 to 2665 code for a protein of 852 amino acids. The record is from RefSeq and is a predicted model, not a curated record. Lineage: Eukaryota; Metazoa; Chordata; Aves; Galliformes; Phasianidae. The transcript is spliced from 9 exons. Gene Ontology annotation, biological process: transmembrane transport; sodium-independent organic anion transport.
CCCUCCUCCCCUCCCCGCGAUGCUGCACUACCGCCGGCUCUUUCAGCGCGUUCGACGCGCGGCGGCGAUGGAGCCGAGCGGGCGGCUGUGAGGCGCGGCGCGCAGCAUGGCCUCGGCGGACGGCGCGGCGCAGCAGCGUUGCCCCGGGGCGGAGCGGGCGGCGGCGGCGCGGUGCCGCAGCCUGCCGGCAAUCGGCGGGGCGGCGCCCCUGGGCCGCGGGGCCGCGCUCGGCUCCCCCCUGGCGGCCGGGGGCGGCGGCGAUGCCUCGCCGAGCGCCGGCGCCCCGGCGGCUCCCGAGGACGGGUCGGGCGCCGCCGGGACUGCCGGCACCCCGCCUGUCGCCGCCGCCGCCGCCAUCGGGAGCUUCCCCCGGAGGACGGAGCCGGCGGCGGCCGGGAGAGGGGUGUCCCCCGGAGCCCCCCCGCCGCCUCCGCCGCCGCUGCUGCUGGCGGGGCCGCCGGGCAGAGCGUGCCUCCGGGCAGUGUUGGCGGACUCGCGCUUCUUCCUGGUGUGCAUGUGCUUCCUGACCUUCAUCCAGUCCCUCAUGGUCUCCGGCUACCUGAGCAGCGUCAUCACCACCAUCGAGCGGAGAUACAGCCUGAAGAGCUCGGAGUCGGGGCUGCUGGUCAGCUGCUUCGACAUCGGGAGCCUGGUGGUGGUGGUGUUCAUCAGCUACUUCGGGGGCCGCGGGCGCAGGCCGCUCUGGCUGGCCGUCGGGGGCUUCUUCAUCGCCCUGGGGGCCGCUCUCUUCUCCCUACCUCACUUCAUCUCCCCGCCGUACCAGAUCCAGGAGCUGAACUCCUCCGUCAGCAACGAGGGCUUGUGCGUGACCGGCAACGGCACCGCCAAGGAGCAGUGGGACUCGCCGGCCUGCAUCAAGGAUUCCGGUGGGAACGAUCACUCCCUCUAUGUAGCUUUAUUCAUUUGUGCCCAAAUUCUCAUCGGCAUGGGCUCCACACCCAUCUAUACCUUGGGACCAACCUACCUGGAUGACAAUGUCAAGAAAGAGAACUCCUCGCUUUACCUAGCCAUCAUGUAUGUCAUGGGAGCACUCGGUCCUGCAGCUGGCUACUUACUGGGAGGACUUCUCAUUGGUUUCUAUGUUGAUCCUAGGACAACUGUUUAUAUUGACCAGAAUGAUCCCCGAUUCAUUGGAAACUGGUGGAGUGGAUUUCUUCUUUGUGCCAUUGCAAUGCUCCUUGUGAUAUUUCCAAUGUUUACCUUUCCAAAAAAGCUUCCUCCUCGACAUAAAAAAAAGAAAAAGAAAAAGAAAAUGAACUCUGAUGAUGUUUCAAGUGAUGAUGAAGUCAUGAAAGAGAAAACAAAUAGCAAAAUACAAGCAGACAGUGCAGUUCCUGCUUCUAUGGGAUUUGGAAAGAAUGUUAAAGAGCUUCCACGGGCAGCUGUCAGGAUCUUAAGCAACAUGACAUUCCUUUUUGUGAGUUUGUCAUACACAGCUGAGAGUGCCAUUGUUACAGCUUUUAUUACCUUCAUUCCCAAGUUCAUCGAGUCACAGUUUGGCAUCCCAGCAUCCAAUGCCAGCAUCUACACUGGUGUAAUAAUUGUUCCAAGUGCUGGUGUUGGUAUUGUCCUAGGUGGCUACAUUAUCAAAAAACUGAAACUUGGUGCAAGAGAGUCUGCAAAGCUGGCCAUGAUCUGCAGUGGUGUGUCUUUGCUGUGUUUUUCAACUCUCUUCAUUGUUGGAUGUGAAAGCAUUAAUCUAGGGGGAAUAAACAUACCUUAUACGACUGGUCCCACUCUUGCCAUGGCCCACAGGAAUCUCACUGGGAGCUGUAAUGUGAACUGUGGAUGUAAAAUUCAUGAGUAUGAGCCUGUCUGUGGAUCAGAUGGAAUAACGUAUUUUAAUCCUUGCCUGGCUGGCUGCAUCAAUGGUGGAAACCAUAGUACAGGGGUAAGAAAUUACACAGAGUGCGCCUGUGUCCAAAGCCGCCAGGUUAUCACCCCGCCGACAGUGGGCCAGCGCAGCCAGCUCCGGCUAGUCAUCGUCAAAACCUACCUGAAUGAGAACGGCUAUGCUGUUUCUGGGAAGUGCGAUCGAACCUGCAACACACUUAUCCCAUUCCUGAUAUUUCUCUUCAUAGUGACCCUUAUUACAGCGUGCGCCCAGCCAUCAGCAAUCAUAGUGACACUCAGGUCUGUGGAAGAUGGGGAACGGCCCUUUGCACUAGGAAUGCAGUUUGUUCUAUUACGAACUCUUGCUUACAUUCCCACUCCAAUUUAUUUUGGGGCUGUUAUUGAUACCACAUGCAUGCUUUGGCAACAGGAUUGUGGCGUACAAGGAUCUUGUUGGGAAUACGAUGUCACCUCAUUUCGUUUUGUCUACUUUGGGUUGGCUGCUGCUCUCAAGUUUGUAGGAUUCUUUUUUAUUUUUCUGGCCUGGUACUCCAUUAAGUGUAAAGAAGAGCAACUACAGAGACAAAGAUGGAGGGCUUCGCCGGUGAACACUGUGAGUGAGAUGGUUGGCCAAGCUGGACUCCAACAAAACUAUGCACGGACUAGAUCCUGCCCUACCUUCAGUUCUCGAGGAGACAUUGGUAUGGCACAAGGAAUGAACUGCAUAGCACAGACAUACCCUGGCCCCUUUUCAGAAGCAAUAAAUUCCUCAAAUGAAAAUGCAUUGGAAGAAGUCACUGCUGAGAUAUAGACCCCUGGCUUGGUAAUGUAAUGUUUAAUUUUGUUGGUUGACUUAAUUAUGGCGCCUUGUAAAACACCUGUGCCUUCUAUUUUUAAUCUAAAUGUAACACAUGGUAAAACCAACAAAGCUUAAUGCAUACAACCAUAGUAUGUUCCUGAGGGCUGGAUACCUCAAACCAACCCAAGUUCUUAAUUCUCCCUUCCUGACAAUGGAGUUUUAAAAAUCGUGUUUGUAAUUAUUUCAGCUGUGUCCAUUAAAUGUCCAUGCCCUAUCUAAUAUCAGUGUAAGGAUGGAGAACAACAGAAGUCAGUGGAAGAGUGACAAAAACUCAUAUUGUUAAUGUCUAGAUGUCACAAAAAUGCUUAAAUGUAUCAUCUUUCACAUCUGCAAGUAAUAUUUUUAAGAGAUGAGUAAUUACUGUGAGUUCUGCUACAAAGCACAACUAAACUUGUUUAAACUAUGCAACUUACUCAGAUAAUUGUAUGUGCAGCAAAUUAUGUAUAAAGUUUGCUUUUAAAGACA